CGGCCCCGGCACCCCUCCUGCGCUGAGCACACCCAAUCGCCCAGCUCGCAGCUAUCUCAGUCCGCGCUGAGCUCGCGCUCUCGCCCCGGUCUUCCGCGCGUGCCUCUCGCUGAGACUGAGAGCGCACUGGGCAUGUCAUCGCUGACGCCCCUCGGCGGCUCAUUUCGGUCAUUUUCCACGCGGUUCCCGUCGUUGCUGGUGUCCCAUUCCCGAUAUGGUACCCACGCAGCAAGCCUUCUACUGCUCCCUCGCUCUCUCUCCCGCUCUCCAGCAUCUCUGCUCCCUUUCUCUCGCACCCUUUGCUCCUCAGCGCGCCUGCCUUGCACUCGCACCGCUCUUGACACUCGUCGCGGUCUCGCCACCUCUAAUUUAACCCUACGCGCUACGAUGCUCAAAUAUAUCACCGCAGAUGAGCUCGCUGCGAUUAUCAAGAGCGACAAGGUCUCUGGCAAAGACUACUGCGUUAUCGACGUCCGCGACGACGACUAUAUCGGUGGACACAUCAAGGGCGCGCAGAACGCGCCCUCGAAUCAAUUCUAUGUCCAGGUGAACGACCUCGUGCAGAAAACCAAGAACGUGCCCAUCGUUGUUUUCCACUGCGCGCUGUCGCAAGUACGUGGCCCCAAAGCCGCACGAAUCUACGCCGAAGCGAGAGAUCAGCUGGAGGGAGACGGCGAGGACAUUCCUCACCAAGUCCUCGUCCUCCGGGGCGGUUUCACCGACUUCCAGGCGAAGUACAGAAAGGACCCCGAACUCGUCGAGAAUUGGAGUAAAGAGGUCUGGGGUCACCCGGAGUGGCUGUAGUGGUUGGAAGGAACAAGACGGCCUAUGCUUAGAAGUGGAAUACUGGUGGACCUGUAGGAAUAUAAUGGUAACGCGCCCAGCGGUCGUGAUUAAGCUUGGAUUCCUGCGCUACGUCUGCAUUCGCCAGGUAUAGACGGCUCGGGAUGCUAGAUAUAUAGCUUAAGAGUGAGACCGCGGCACGAAAGCGAUUCAUCCCUCGAGGUUGAGGGUCCGUGUGCAACGCAACUAGUGCUGGUAAUGCAUCUCAGGCAGACUUUUGCUCACUGGUAGACGUGCCCUCCUCCGGUUUGACGUACCGCUUCGGCAACGCCUCGAUGACCUGCUGCAGCCGACGUCGCUCCUCCUCCCUAUUGCGCUGGCAUAUCGUCCAUGAGCCAAGGGAAAUCAGCAUGAACGACCCAACAGCCCAAUUUGACGCGACCAGAACGCUGGCGGACAUGCCGCGGAUGACCCCAAUCCCGACGCCACUCGCGAUGCCGCUCAAAAGGCUGUUGCGCGCGCACGGUAUCUCGUUGAUGUGCGAGAGGUCAUCGCGCACGGAGACUCUCUUGAAGGCCUCCUUGAGGUCGCCCCAGUAGCUCCCAGUCGUUUCGACUUGGUGUACGAGGCGCUUCGGUGACGAGGCGGGCGCACCGGACGUAGAUGAGGAUGGGCUCUCAGACGUGCUUGCGUCUGUGGAGGACAUGGUGGAAGCUGG
Trametes versicolor FP-101664 SS1 is the source of this 1501-nucleotide messenger RNA. Its product is annotated as Rhodanese-like protein. The coding region runs from base 388 to 804 and encodes 138 amino acids. The record is from RefSeq and is a predicted model, not a curated record. Gene Ontology annotation, cellular component: cytoplasm; nucleus. Lineage: Eukaryota; Fungi; Basidiomycota; Agaricomycetes; Polyporales; Polyporaceae. The transcript is spliced from 7 exons. Gene Ontology annotation, molecular function: protein tyrosine phosphatase activity.